AUGUCGAUCGUCCCGGUUCUCCUCGUCUUCGUCGUCGUCAUGCUUGUGGAUGGCGGCGGCGCUCGUCGCUUGGCCGCCGUGCCGACGGACGCGUCCGACGCGGCGGCCAUGCGGGCCAUCGCCAAGGCGACACGCGCGGGCGAGGCGAUGGGCUGGGGCGUGAAGUUGCCCGACCCGUGCGACGGCAGCUGGGCGGGCGUUCGCUGCAACGACGCGGGCCGCGUCGCCUCCAUCAACGCCAGCCGCGGCGGCCUCGUCGCCCGGCUCAGCGGCGCCGACCUUAGCAAGCUGGCCUUCCUCUCCGACCUCGACCUCAGCUUCAACGGCCUCAACGGCGACCUCCCCACCUUCGCCGUCGACGACAACGACAUGGUGUUCCCGACCAUCCCCGACGACGUGCUCGCCUGCCCCAACCUCCGCAGCUUCUCGGCCAACAACGCCGGCAUCUUCGGCCCCUUCCCGCACUACUUCGGCAACACCACCUUGUUCCCGGCGCUCGAGAGCUUGUCGCUGGCGGGGAACCGGCUCACGGGGGGCAUACGCGACGGCUUCGGCAAGAACAGCGGCAUCAAGUACCUCGACGUCGGCGGCCAGCACGACGACGCCGACGGCGGAGGCAGGAGAACUCUCGACGGCCGCGUGGACCUGUUCAUCCCCGGCAUGGAGAACCUGGUGGAGGUUCGCCUGGACCACAACGCGUUCACCGGGCCGGUGCCGAACGCCGCCGGGCUCGUCAACCUGCGCGUCUUCGACGCCUCCUACAACGACUUGUGCGGCGUGCCCGUCUUCGCCAACGCCGGCGCCGUUGCCGCCAACUUUGCUGGAAAUCCUAACAUUGGCAAUCUAAAUUCUCGUCAAUAG
This is a messenger RNA of Oryza brachyantha (malo sina), 861 nucleotides long. Its product is annotated as receptor-like kinase TMK3. Bases 1 to 861 code for a protein of 286 amino acids. The transcript is spliced from 2 exons. The record is from RefSeq and is a predicted model, not a curated record. NCBI's taxonomy places the organism in Eukaryota, Viridiplantae, Streptophyta, Magnoliopsida, Poales, Poaceae. Gene Ontology annotation, molecular function: protein binding.